This is a messenger RNA of Caenorhabditis sp. 36 PRJEB53466, 1033 nucleotides long. The record is from the annotation of a GenBank genome assembly. Lineage: Eukaryota; Metazoa; Nematoda; Chromadorea; Rhabditida; Rhabditidae.
AUGUUUUUCUCGCACAAACUCGCAUCGACUCAAUUAGAAGAGCUCAAAAAAUCGGCUCAGUACCUCACGCACAACGCUCGAUAUGCCACAUUCUCGAGAAUCGGUCUCGACAAGCGACAAUACUCACUUAUGACCUACUGCCGCACCGUUGAUCAGGUUUUUCUCAAACUUUCUCGAUUGCUCAAAUGAUAAUUUCACAAGUUUCAGAUCUCUCGUGCUGGUCUGCUGUCCACACAGUCAAACGAUUGUUCGUUCUCCGCCAAAUGUCCGUUCUGUUUGCUCGAGCUUGAUUUCGACCCGUCCGACGAUCCAUGGGCGAAUCACACGUCCCUGUCGAGCAAUUGUGACUUUGUGACGAUCGGAAAGCUCAACGAGAAGGAUUGGACGCCCCAGGAGGCUGUCAAACUGGCACUACGUCUUGCGACCACCAAAAUGUACGAGGAAAUGCUUGAAUUGAUCGGAAUUCUAGACACAAUUCCCGCAGAAAAUCCGUUGUCCGUAGAGUCGACGAAGAAGCUUCUGGAGCUUCGUGAAGGCUCCAAAUACCUCACCUACGAGCAGCGUCUCGCCACUCUCAAAGGAUUUGCAUACGACAAACAGAAGCUGGCGUGCACUUCGAAAACUGUGAGCAAAAACGGAAUUGAAUCUCUAGCGAAAAGCAAAAUCCCCUGAAUUUCAGCUCGCCCGCGCCGGAUUUCAUCGCACCAACCACGAGGAUUCGUCGACAUCCGCCAAAUGCUCGUUCUGUCUUCUGGAGCUCGAGUUCGACGAGACGGACGAUCCGUUUAAGGAGCACAAGACGCACAGGGCGGACUGCGAUUUCGUGCGCCAUGGACAGCCCGACGACAGCAAGUGGUCGAUGAACGAGGCGCUGAAACUGGCGGUCCGCAGUGCGGUGAUGCAGAAGCACGAGAAGGGAUUGUGGCUGAUCGAGGAGCACGAGAACAAGAAUCAAGAGCUGGAGCUCAAAAAGCAGAUGCAAAAGCUUAUGGAGGCGCCGAAGAGCCAAAGUCGUCGUCAGAGCAGAGUCUGA